Cercocebus atys (sooty mangabey) is the source of this 1560-nucleotide messenger RNA. RefSeq names its product coiled-coil domain-containing protein 114-like. The record is from RefSeq and is a predicted model, not a curated record. NCBI's taxonomy places the organism in Eukaryota, Metazoa, Chordata, Mammalia, Primates, Cercopithecidae. The transcript is spliced from 5 exons. Gene Ontology annotation, biological process: outer dynein arm assembly; cilium movement. Gene Ontology annotation, cellular component: axoneme. Bases 1113 to 1523 code for a protein of 136 amino acids.
CAGCCUCCGCGGAGGGGGCGUGCCUUACACAGCGAGUGGGUGUAACCAGCGGGGGCGUGGCCGGAAAGCGGGGGCGGGACGGAGUGUCCGAGGCCCCGCCCGCUUCCGCCUUCCAGCGCGCGGACGUGGUAGGCGGCCAAGGGCUUUUGGCGGCUUCCCGGGAAGCCGUUAGUCGCGGUUGCGUAGUGAAUCGCUGAGGCUGUGGUGAGCGCUCCUUCUCCCAGCAACUGGCGGCUUCGGCACCGCCUUCCUUCCUAUGAAUCCUUAAUUUAAUGUGGUCAUAGUCAUCUUACGACAUGCACCUCUUCGGCCCCGUCUUGUAGGACCUCGGCCCGGCCUGGAGGGCUUCCAUACAGGUCCCCGCAGGCUCUUUCAGCUCCCGCCGCUUCCAGGCCCGCGGUACUACCGAGACCUCAGCCUCGAGCUCCCCAGGACCGUUCCGACCUCCCGCAGGCCUUCCAGGCCUGAGCGCCUCCCGAUUAGCCCGCCCUUCACCUGCCUCCCACCAGGCCCCUCGUUAGGCCUUCCAAACGCGACCCGCGCAGCCCGCCUCUUACGGGGAAGCCCCUUCCCUCGCCAGCCCCGAGGUCCCGCCCUUUACGGGUGCCCGUGCCACUCGCCUAGUCCCCUCAGAAGCCCCGCCCUUUACAAGUGCCCGUGCCCCUCCCCUCGCCUAGUCAGCUCAGAAGCCCCGCCCUUUACAAGUGCCCGUGCCCCUCCCCUCGCCAGUGCCGAAGCCCGGCCCUGUACAGUGUUCGUGGCCCUUCCCUCGCCGUCUCCGAAGCCCGUCCUGUACAGGUGGCCGUGCCCUUACCCUCGCAGGCUCCGAAGCCCCGCCCCUGAAGUUCCUCCCACUCUCUUCACAGUAACCAGACCACAACACUGAGCUUGGAGCACCAAGAACAGGUCAGGCCCGUCGGCAGGUAGGGCCCAGGACUCCCCCGACCUUGCCCAACCCCCCUACAGCAGGCCGGGGUUUGCCUCUCCCCUGCGACCAAACAGCCUGGCCUCGGAUAUCCUGAGAGCCCAGGAGACCUGUCCCCUGCCAAACCCGCGCCAGAAUCACAGCCGAGACGCAAGACCCAGAGUGAGCCCCACCUUCUUUGGCCAGGAUGCCUUUGGGACGCUUGUCAGGGAGCGCCCGCUCCGAGGAGGGAAGCGAGGCCUUUCUGGAGGGAAUGGUGGAUUGGGAGCUGAGUAGGCUGCAGCGCCAAUGCAAGGUGAUGGAAGGGGAGAGGCGGGCCUACAGCAAGGAAGUCCACCAGCGCAUCAACAAGCAACUCGAGGAGAUCCGGCGCUUGGAGGAGGUACGGGGCAAUCUCCAGGUGCAGAUCAGCACAGCCCAGAACCAGGUCAAGCGGCUUCAGGACAGUGAGCGGCUGGAGAACAUGGACCGCCUGCUGAAGGGCCGGGCCCAGGUGCAGGCGGAGAUCGAGGAGCUGCAGGAGCAGACCAGGGCCCUGGACAAGCAGGUGGGUUCGAGAUGGGGUUCUGCAGAUCCUGCUCACAGGCAAGUGUUGUAACCUCUCUGAGCCUUAGCGUCCUCAUGUGAAAUUGGAG